AUGUAUCGGGUGGACGUCCUCGACGGGAGGAAGCUUGACGAAGGAAAUGCUUAUGAAACGUGCGCCCACGCCAGUGGACCCGCCUGCGCCGCCGGAAGCGAAGGCGCACCGCAUACAGCUCAGCCUGUAGGCGUAGCCUUCGAAGUGAUACUCGUCUUGCCUCGGCCGCGCACUGGUUCCGGCCCCGGCGGAAGUGACGCUCCGACCGAACAUGGCGGCGCGCGCGCAGGAAGUGCGCAGCUUACCUACGGGACGGGUCGUCGACGGGACAUCUCCGCCGGCGGCGGUCUGGUCCGACACCGCCGUCCACCGCUCAGCGCAGCAAGCGAGCCCGCAUGCGCCGAUACCGAUAUCCGCAAAAGUGCGCGCGAUCACUACCUUGCGAAUAAAUUAUUCGUGCUGUUAUCUAAAAAUAUUCGUGUGCGACGCAGAGCACUCGCAACCCGCAGCCUGAGCCGACGCGGAGUUGCACACGCGAACCGCUUCCAAGUUGCGGGGAGACUGAUGAGGGCAGGCCGCGCCGACACCGGCGGAGGCUCCGACGCACGCGCACACUACCGUCCGUCCCUCUCUUCGCGCGCGCCGCGCCUGCAGAGCGAGCGGGACCACGACAACUCAUUAUCACAGCGGCGACUCGUGAACACCAAUAGACCGAGGAGUAGGGACAAAAUAUUCGACCUUCACUUCACGACGCACACGAGCGCGCACGGUGAUCGCGUCGCGACGAGCACCACACACGCGCGCGUUCCUCGCAAAUUGCUCGCUGCCGCCGCGCCGCCGCCGGUGUGCUACAUUUGA
Arctia plantaginis is the source of this 798-nucleotide messenger RNA. The record is from the annotation of a GenBank genome assembly. Lineage: Eukaryota; Metazoa; Arthropoda; Insecta; Lepidoptera; Erebidae.